Molecule: messenger RNA, 1742 nt
Organism: Lutzomyia longipalpis
Lineage: Eukaryota; Metazoa; Arthropoda; Insecta; Diptera; Psychodidae
Product: phosphoribosyl pyrophosphate synthase-associated protein 2
Exons: 3
Coding region: 418-1491 (357 amino acids)
Biological process (GO): 5-phosphoribose 1-diphosphate biosynthetic process; purine nucleotide biosynthetic process
Cellular component (GO): cytoplasm; ribose phosphate diphosphokinase complex
Molecular function (GO): magnesium ion binding; ribose phosphate diphosphokinase activity
Source: RefSeq, a predicted model, not a curated record
UUUGACAGUUCUGUGACAGUUGAAAGGUUUAGUCAAGUGAUAACAACAAAAUUCGCAAAUUAUUUGUGCUGAAAAAAAGAGAAAAUCUCCACCAAAUAAAUGUUUCUCAAUCGAAUGUAAAUGUUCAUUUUCCGUUGAAUACCUCCCUCAGUCUUGUGCAUUUGAAAUAGAGUUGAUUUUGUUGCAAUUUUACUAAUUAUUGAGUGAAAAAUUUGUCUUUGCAAAAAAAAAGGUUAUAGUGAUAACAACUUUUAAUCCAAAAGAGAGGUUGCUUGAAUGAGAAAAAAAAACACAUUAACAGAGAUUAGUUUUUGUCCUUUCACUCGUUGAAACUUUAUGCUUUUGCCCCAUUAAUCAUAUCAGUUGAAAUAUUCAAGUCCGUCAGCUACCAGAGGACCAAAACGCUAUAAAGCCAGCAUGGAGGGCUUCUCGACGACCGACGUGGUGAUAAUACAUGGCAACUCACAUCCGGAAUUGGCCAAUCUCAUUGCCAGCCGAUUGGGCGUCAAGAGUGGCUCAUCGAGUGCAUCUGUGUACCACAAAACAAACCGCGAGACCAUGGUUGAUAUCUCCGACUCUGUCCGUGGGAAAUCCAUCUACAUCAUCCAGACAGGUACGAAGGAUGUCAACAAUAACAUUAUGGAGCUCCUGAUAAUGGCAUACGCGUGCAAGACUUCCUCGGCACGUUCCGUUGUGGGUGUCAUCCCGUAUCUUCCCUACUCCAAGCAGUGCAAGAUGCGCAAAAGGGGAUGUAUUGUGUCAAAAUUGCUGGCCAAGAUGAUGUGCAAAUCUGGCCUAACGCAUGUCAUUACGAUGGAUUUGCACCAGAAGGAGAUUCAAGGUUUCUUUGAUUGUCCAGUUGACAACUUGAGAGCCUCUCCGUUCCUUCUUCAGUACAUUCAAGAAAGUAUUCCGGAUUAUCGCAAUUCUGUGAUUGUAGCACGCAAUCCGGGAUCAGCUAAGAAAGCCACAUCGUACGCCGAACGUCUCCGUUUGGGUAUUGCUGUAAUUCAUGGUGAGCAGAAAGAAUCGGAGACAGAUGAGGUCGACGGACGAUAUUCACCGCCGGCUGUAUCACGUUCCCGCACUAUGGAUGUAUCUGUGGGUGUUCCCGUACACCCGGCCAAGGAGAAGCCGCCGAUAAAUGUUGUGGGUGACGUUGGAGGUCGCAUUGCUAUCAUGGUGGAUGAUCUUAUUGACGAUGUCCAGUCAUUUGUGGCUGCUGCCGAGGUGCUCAAGGAUAGAGGUGCCUAUAAGAUCUAUGUUCUGGCAACGCAUGGUCUACUCAGCUCAGAUGCACCGAGACUCAUUGAGGAUUCCCCAAUUGAUGAGGUCGUGGUGACAAAUACAAUUCCGCAUGAGAUCCAGAAGAUGCAGUGCCAUAAGAUCAAGACCAUUGACAUCUCCAUCCUUCUCUCGGAGGCUAUACGUCGCAUCCACAAUCGUGAAUCGAUGUCGUAUCUAUUCAAGAAUGUCACACUAGAGGAUUAAGUAUUUCCACGUGAAUCUUCACCUCCAAAUCUCUCCUCCAGCCACUGUCUCACAUGUUUUUUCUUCGGUUUGUACACACACACUUUUUUCAGUUCUUUUUUGUUUCGUUCUUCGUUUUUUUCUUUCUUAAGCCAGAGCAUCUAUACAAUUUACACGCUAUCAGGAGUUAUCUGUAGAUGUGUCGAGAAAUGAAAUAAAAGGCAUUAUAAAUGUAUUAUGUAAAAGGGAAAAAAUAUAUAUAAAAGGCUAUA